Molecule: messenger RNA, 2396 nt
Organism: Lactuca saligna
Lineage: Eukaryota; Viridiplantae; Streptophyta; Magnoliopsida; Asterales; Asteraceae
Source: the annotation of a GenBank genome assembly
AGUCAAACGCGAAAAUGUUUCAGCUUCCAUGAAGGGAAAGUCUAUGGUUAAGACUUGAUUCUACCAAGAUCUCCCUUCCCUCAAUUAUUUAGGGCACACUAUUCGGACACUAAAAUCUCCUUCAAUCUUACUCUUCUUUCUUGCUAAUUCGACGCAACAAUGUCGAAUUUCUCUCGCCAGAUUCGUUUCACCUCGUCCAUGAUCAGAGGCUUACAGUACAGGAUUUCAAGAUCUUUCACUACGAUUGAAGGCCAUCGACCUACCAUUAUUCAUAAGCAAGGUCUCGAUAUUCUUCAUGAUCCGUGGUUUAACAAGGGAACAGCAUUCUCCAUGACUGAACGAGAUCGUCUUGAACUACGAGGACUUCUACCUCCAAAUGUCAUGAGCAAUGAACAACAAAUUGAACGCUUUAUGGCAGAUCUGAAGAGACUUGAGUUGAAUGCAAGAGAUGGUCCAUCAGAUACAAAUUCAUUAGCCAAGUGGCGAAUACUUAACAGGCUACAUGACAGAAAUGAAACAAUGUACUAUAAGGUUUUAAUAGCUAAAAUUGAAGAAUAUGCUCCUGUAGUAUACACUCCUACAGUUGGACUUGUUUGCCAGAAAUACAGUGGAUUGUUUAGAAGGCCAAGAGGGAUGUAUUUUAGUGCUGCUGAUCGUGGAGAGAUGAUGUCAAUGGUUUAUAAUUGGCCUGCAGAUCAGGUUGAUAUGAUUGUUGUUACGGAUGGAAGCAGAAUAUUGGGUCUUGGUGAUCUUGGAAUCCAGGGAAUUGGAAUUUCAAUAGGGAAGUUGGAUUUAUAUGUUGCUGCAGCUGGAAUAAACCCUCAAAGAGUGCUUCCUAUUAUGAUUGAUGUUGGAACCAACAAUGAGGCCCUUCUUAAAGACCCUUUGUAUUUAGGAUUGCAACAACAUCGUCUUGAUGGUGAAGAGUACAUUGCUGUUAUUGAUGAAUUUAUGGAGGCUGUGUUCACACGUUGGCCCCAUGUGAUAGUGCAGUUUGAAGAUUUUCAAAGCAAAUGGGCCUUCAAGUUACUACAACGAUAUAGAAAUAGCUACAGAAUGUUUAAUGAUGAUGUCCAGGGAACAGCUGGAGUUGCAAUUGCUGGUCUUCUUGGAGCUGUGAGAGCUCAAGGAAAGCCAAUGAUUGACUUCCCAAAACAAAAGAUUGUUGUUGCUGGUGCCGGAAGUGCAGGGAUCGGGGUUUUAAAUGCUGCUAGAAAAACAAUGGCUAGAAUGUUGGGAAAUAACGAGUUAGCAUUUGAGAGUGCUGGAAGUCAGUUUUGGGUGGUUGAUGCUAACGGUUUGAUUACUGAGGAACGUGAAAAUAUCGAUGAUGAUGCAAAACCAUUUGCAAGAAAAACCAAAGAAAUUGGGCGCCAGGGUUUGAGAGAAGGAGCAAGUCUUGUAGAAGUGGUGCGUGAAGUAAAACCUGAUGUACUCCUUGGAUUAUCUGCAGUUGGUGGUUUGUUUUCUAAAGAGGUAUUAGAAGCACUUAGAGGGUCAACUUCAACAAGACCAGCAAUAUUUGCAAUGUCAAAUCCCACAACCAGUGCUGAAUGCACCCCUGAAGAAGCAUUUUCUAUUGUGGGAGAUAACAUUAUUUUCGCAAGUGGAAGCCCAUUUUCUGAUGUGAAACUUGGAAACGGACAUAUUGGCCAUUGCAACCAGGGAAACAAUAUGUAUCUCUUUCCAGGCAUUGGCCUCGGUACUCUUCUUUCUGGCUCUAGAGUAGUCUCCGAUGGCAUGCUACAGGCUGCUGCUGAGUGUCUGGCUGCAUAUAUGACUGAAGAGGAGGUACUUAAAGGAAUUAUAUACCCUUCAAUUUCAAGCAUACGUGACAUAACAAAACAAGUAGCUGCUGCGGUUAUCACUGAAGCAAUAGAAGAGGAUUUAGCAGAAGGAUACCGCGAAAUGGAUGUUCGUGAGCUUCGUAAGCUAAAUAAGGAUGAGCUUCUUUGCUACGUGGAGAACAGUAUGUGGAAUCCGGAUUACCCGACGCUAAUUUACAAAAAGGAUUAAAAAAAAAAAGGAAAAUGAUUGGUGAAAGUUUGACCUUUCUGUUUUGUAUUUAGAACUCUAUAUAUUAUUUUGUUCAUUUGGAAACACGUGUAAAAUAAACGAGUUUCUAAUCCUUUAUGUUGGUGAGUGGUGACAAUGCUACAUCUUGUUCUUGAAAAUCGAUGCACACAUGUAAUAGGUGCUGAGUCGAAGUAAACGGAUUAUAUCCUUAAAUUGGAUGCUUAUGAUGAACAUAGAUGAUUCGUGAGUUACCAAGGAGUAAAGUAGUAGUUUAUGCAUUCGAACUUAGGUCGCUUUUGUAUUAUUGUGAUUCACUAUAGCUUUUGAUGCUUCUGUAACCCCCAUAUUGAACAUAUUUAUACACGUAUUAUGAUUUUGAG